Molecule: messenger RNA, 3497 nt
Organism: Hyaena hyaena (striped hyena)
Lineage: Eukaryota; Metazoa; Chordata; Mammalia; Carnivora; Hyaenidae
Product: proline-rich protein 36-like
Exons: 4
Coding region: 1-2403 (800 amino acids)
Source: RefSeq, a predicted model, not a curated record
AUGGGGGACCCAGAGGCACAGGAGGCCAUGGGCAGGGCGAGGCAGGGUGAGCGUCCCUGUGCCGGGCUCCCUCCGGACAGCAAGUUCUUCCAAGCACACAAGCUAAACCCGGACGCCGGAAAGAAGGCGGGUGCAGCUGCCGGGACCCGGGGCUUGGAGGCCCCGCUCCUCCGGAGACUUCCAGAGGUCAAAGGGCAACUUGCUUCCGGGCCUGCCCGCGGAUGGGGAUCGAGUGCUGCCCCUUCGGCCCUCACGACGCGGAAGGUGCCCUGCGCCCUCACCCUCGAGGCCACCGCUCCCGGGGACAAGGCCCGGCUCAGGCGGUCCCUUGCCCCAGGGCGCCUGCUGGCCCGGUCCCUUGCCCCAGGGCGCCUGCUGGCCCGGCGGGUCCCAGAGCUCCGCGGGCGGCGCCUGGGGCGGGGAGGGGGAGGCGUGUGGCGGGUCCCCCUCUUCCCUCCGCUUCUCUGCGCGCCUCUCCUCUUCCUCUGCUCUUGUCCCCUUCGCUUCCAGCUUCUUUUCCUUGUAUCCGCUUCGCACCCCAACCUCCCCUUCUUCAGGCUGUGCUCGGGGAGCCCCGUUCCCUUCCCCCUCCCGUGUCCCUGCCCCGGUCCCUCCGUCUGUCUCUCACACGCCACUUCUGUCCCCCCCGCCCCUCCAGGGGGCCUCCUAGUCCCCCCUUUCUGUCUACACUCUCAGUCGGCCUUUCACUGUAGCUUCUUUUCAUUGACUUUUCACUCCUCUUCCUGCUCCGUCCCCUCCCCGUCCUGCCGCCGUUGCGUCUCUACCCCCUCCCCGCCCUGUCUUCCCCGCUUUCCUGGACAGCCCCCCCCCCGUUUCCCUUCCCAACUUCUCGGUCUCUCUGCUUCCCGCCUCUGCGUCUCCCCCCAGGUCCCCCUGCCGCCUGCAGCAGCGGGGAGGCCCCUGGCCGGGCGCCCCCACGAGCUGGUGACACUCGUCUCCCGCCUCCGAACAGACAGCCCCGUGAUUCGGGUGUCCCAUUUCACGACAGUCAGGUCACGGCCCGGGCCCACCAGCCCGCCGCUCUCCGGGGGGAAGGGCGCUAUCUCUCGGGGGGGGGGGGCGCACAGCCGCCCCUCCCUCUUCUCUGGCUCCGGCUGGUGGUUCCUUCGGUCCUCUUCAUCACCCGGCUCCUUCCGCACACCGUCGGCUCGGGACUGUCGGUGUUCCCCGCUGUCACUUCCUCGUCUCCCUAGGUCACAGAGCGCCCGCGGAGUGGCGGCCGGGCGCCGAGGAGGGAGAGGCGUCUCCGCAGCUGCCUGUGACCUCGCUCUCCAGUCGCCUCUCCCCGGCCAGGCCCCCACCCCGCCGGACCCCGGCCGGGGGCCGCGGCUUCUGGGCGUGCGCGUGCCUGCCCUGCCAGUGUGCGCGCGCACGCGCCUGUCUGUGUCCGUCCGUGCGCGGGCGCGUACCUGUGCGCGCGCGCGCGCCUGUGCCUGUCUGGUCCGCGCGCGUCUACCUGUGCGCGUGCGCGCCCUUGCCCCGCCGGCGUUUCCAACCCCCUCUCCCUCAUCCCUUCCCCUCCUCCUCCCGCUCCCCAGCCGCUCCCCGCACCCCUCACUCUUCUCAGUGCGGCUUGUGCUCUCUCCUCCCGGCCUUUUUCUUCCGCUUCCUUCUCUCUCACCUCUUUUCCCGGCCCCGGCUCCACGCGCACCUGGCACUCCCCGCCCCUCGCUCACACCCCUCCUUUCUCGGCCUCUCUCCUCCUCCGCCCGGUUCUGUCCCGCCCGCCCGCUCUCCACCCUGCAGUCUCCCUUGUUCUCCGUCUCUCUAGUUCCCGUGCGCGCUCCCCCUCCCUCCGCCUGCUCUCCUCCCCUGCCCUGCCCCGCCUUGGCCUUCUCCUCCCGGCCCUCGCCCAGCCCGCCCUCCUUCUGUCUGUCUUUCCCGCCUCUCCCCGUGCCCCUCACCCCUUCUGUCUUUCCCGCUCCCGUUCGCUCCUCCGCUCCGCACCCUCCCCUGCUCUCCCGGACCGUCUCCUGCCUCCGGCCGUCCUCUCCCAUUUCCGACUCUCUCCCUUCAUCUCCCUACUCCUCCUUCCCCCAGCCGUCCCCCUCCCCGCCACCGUCUCCUUUCCUCUCCCUUCUCCCCUCUCUCUCAGGGCCUCCCCCCAGCCUUUCUUCUCUGUCGCCCUUCCUCGUCCCCCCGCAUUCCAUUUGUCCCCCGCCCCGCGCUUUCUCUUCCCUUCUUUCCUACUUGCUCCCCUCUCCUGCUCGCUUCCAUCCCUUCUCUCCCCACCCCUUCAGUCUCUCUCUCUCUCUCUCUCUCUUCCUCCCAGACUUCUUCCCUCGCACUCGCCUCCUUUCCUCUGAGCCUUGUCUCCUGGGAGGCCCCUCCACGCCCCGCCCCUGCAGGCGCUCUGAGCUCCUCUCCCGUCUCCCUCCCUGAGGUCCUGAGCUGACACGCACCCAGGGACCUGUGCGGCGUUUGUGCCAAGAGGCUGGACAGCCCGGAGGAGGGCUGCCCAGCCUGCGGCCCCCGAGGUGGAAGGGCAUUUGUGACACCCCCUUUCUCUCUUUCUGUCUGUCUGUCUGUCUGUCUUGGACCCUGGACCCUGCCGGGAGGAACGACGCCUGCCCCUGGCCCAGGCAGGAGGAAAUGAGGAGCUGCCUCAGACACCGGGACUGCGAUGCCUGGAGACGCAGCCAGCGGCACGGAGCGUGGGCGGACCUCACCUGACUCCCAUUUCACCCAUGAGAACACAGGCACCAGUGUUACCGAAGACCAGAAUCUGCUGGGACAGAGGCUUCGUGGGGACCCCGAUCUUCCCAAGGGCCGAGAGCACCCCCUGCAAGGCCCUUCACUUCGUGAAAAGGCGCCACGUGCGCCUGUCCUCCCCAGCGUACCCAGCAGAGUGUCCUAGGGGCCUGGGAGGCAUUCCCUGGCGGUGUGAAGCCUUUUAUCGCCACCUACUGAUAAAGGACGGAACUGCAACCCGGCUGGAUUAGACACCAGGAAUGGCUGAAAAAACACAACAAACUGCAGGGACUGGAAUGCUUGGGGGAGGGGUGUGUGGGAGGAGAGAUAUUGGUAGGGGUGAGGGGAGAUGGAAAAUCUGUAAAAAUGUGAAAAUGUUUACUCUUGGUCACCAUGUAAACAUCAACCCCAGCAAGCUCCUUGGUUUGCCAGCUUAAACCUCCACACUCCCAUUUUCAUUCUGCGGGUGGGGUCUCCCCGCGUUGCCAUGGAAAUGCAAGCGUGACUCUCUGCGGGGAAACAAAGGAAAGUUGCCUGGGGGCCUGUUUCUAGGAACUGGGCCAAGUGGAGUUUUCCUCUGUAAGGACACCACUGUGUCCUGCUGAACUGAAAGGUGGGUUGCAGCGAAGGAGAAUGACUGACAGCUAGAGAGGCCCCAGGAAGUGGCCCCUGACCCUCACUGGGAGUCUCCCCGCUGGGUUAAAUGGAGGCUACAGAACUAUUUCCCAAAGCCCCUGCUACGCCGUAAUUUGACACAGUAGGAUCUUUAAAAAACACUAAAAUUA